Ooceraea biroi (clonal raider ant) is the source of this 8364-nucleotide messenger RNA. It is a transcript of the gene cher, whose product is annotated as filamin A protein cher. Lineage: Eukaryota; Metazoa; Arthropoda; Insecta; Hymenoptera; Formicidae. Gene Ontology annotation, molecular function: actin filament binding. The record is from RefSeq and is a predicted model, not a curated record. Gene Ontology annotation, biological process: actin cytoskeleton organization.
GCUGUGAACAAACUCCGUGAUCCGUCAGCAGACCGCGCAGAAACGGAGUUGCUCCAGCUGAUCGUGUCAGCAUCCAGUACCACGCGCGCGCACACUCACACGUGCGCGUCCAACUCGCCGGCACUCAUACGUGCAGGCACCAACACAGGGGCGCUUACCCCACCAUCCUCGUUCGUGAGAGCGUAGCAGCGGACCGGCCGAUAAAAUGAAUGAGAAUGAUAAGUCAGUUAAGUGCGAGAACUCCGCCGAGGAGGAGGAGGACGAGAUGUACGAGCGCGAGCUGGCCGAAGACGCGCAGUGGAAGAGGAUCCAGCAGAACACCUUCACGAGAUGGGCGAACGAACGACUGAAGGCGGUGAACAGGCACAUUGGCGACCUGGAAUGCGACCUGUCCGAUGGUCUCCGACUGGUGAGCCUGAUCGAGGUGCUCGCGCAAAAGCGGCUGCCGAAACACAACCAGCGGCCCACAUUCCGCUCUCAAAAAUUGGAGAACGUGUCGGUCGCUCUUAAGUUCCUGGAGGACGAGGGCAUCAGGAUCGUCAAUAUCGACUCUUCGGACAUCGUCGAUUGCAAGUUGAAGUUGAUCCUCGGCCUGAUAUGGACCCUAAUCCUGCACUACUCGAUCUCCAUGCCCAUGUGGGAGGGCGACGAUGGGGAGGACAAAGGCGCCACUCCGAAGCAAAGACUGAUGCACUGGAUCCAGUCGAAAGUCCCGGAUCUACCGAUCACGAACUUCACCUCCGAUUGGAACGACGGACGUGCGGUGGGUGCACUCGUUGACGCGGUCGCACCAGGUCUCUGCCCGGACUGGCAGGAUUGGAACCCGAAGGAUGCGAUCCAGAAUGCAUCCGAGGCGAUGGGCCUCGCCGAUGAUUGGCUCAAUAUUCCUCAGCUCAUUAAACCCGAGGAGAUGGUGAACCCAAACAUCGACGAAAUGUCAAUGAUGACAUACCUGUCGCAGUACCCCAACGCGAAAUUAAAGCCAGGUGCACCUCUACGUCCCCGCACAAAUCCAAACAACAUCCCGCCGCCGCGAGUGCGCGCUUAUGGUCCCGGUAUAGAGCCAACUGGUCCAAUAGUCGGUGCACCGGCCAACUUUACCGUGGAAACCUUCUCCGCUGGCAAGGGCAAUGUUGACGUCACCGUCGAUGAUCCUAAAGGGAAUAAGCUACCGGUCGAUAUCAGAUUUAACAAGGACAGGAACCUGACGUACUCAGUGUCGUAUACUCCAAAGACUGAGGGUCCGCACAAGGUAAAAGUGCUCUUCGCUGGCCGAGGGAUCCCAAAGAGUCCGUAUACUGUUAAUGUCGAAGGGCACGCUGGCGAUCCCAAUAAAGUCACAGCGAGCGGACCAGGUCUGCAACCGGAAGGCGUCGUGGUGAACAGACCUACGUUCUUCGACAUCUUCACGAAGGAUGCCGGCCGUGGUGUGCCCGAAGUCAUCAUCUUGGAUCCGCAGGGUAGCAAAACCGCGGUGCCGGUGAAGCUGCGCCAGACCUCGCCGGACGUGUGGAGAUGCGAGUACGUGUCGCCAGUGACGGGUCUGCAUUCCGUCAACAUUUUCUUCGCCGGCAAGCCCAUACCCGGAAGCCCCAUUGGUGUAAACAUCGCGCCGGUUUCCGACGCGAAAAAAUGUAGAGCGUACGGACGGGGAUUGCUGCCUACCGGUGUCCGCGUCCAGGAUGUCGCCGACUUCGUCGUUGUCACUAAGGAUGCCGGUGAAGGCGUGCCGGAAAUCCGCGUGAUCGCUCCGGGAGGCGUCAAUCGGCCGGUGCAAAUGUCAUCAGUUGAUGCUACGACUUACAAGUGCCAUUACACGCCCGUUAAGGAAGGCCGUCAUGUGGUGAUGAUCACGUACGGCGGCAAGGAGAUUCCCAAGUCGCCGUUCGAGGUCAACGUCGGGCCUUACAAGGAAUCUAACAUCAGGGCCUUCGGGCCGGGCCUGCACGGCGGCGUCGUCGGCCACCCAGCGAAGUUCACGGUGGACACGAACGGUGAGACCGGUGCCCUCGGUUUCUCCAUCGAAGGCCCGUCCAAGGCGAAAAUCGAGUGCAACGACAAUGGGGACGGAACCGCUGACGUUUCUUACUUGCCCACUGCACCGGGCCAGUACGCGGUUCACAUUCUCUGUGAUAACGAGGACAUCCCCAAAUCACCUUACUUCGCGACUAUCUCACCGAAGGCUGACUUUGAUCCGGAGAAGGUUGAGGUUCACGGACCAGGAAUUCAGCCAGAAGGUGUUGCUAAGGACAAACCGACGCAUUUCACAGUAGACGCAAGAAAAGCCGGUCUAGCAGGUCUGCAAAUUGCCAUCCAAGAUGCUCUUGGGAGAGAAGUUCCGUACAGAUUAGACGACAAGCGGGAUGGAACUGUACAAGUGCACUAUACACCUACAUCAUCAUCCCAACACGUUGUAAUGGUGAACUAUGGCGGCGUGGCGACGAAGAAAUCUCCAUACCGAGUUAAAAUAGCUUCACCCUUGAAUCCUGCUAUGGUUUCCGCUUUUGGUCCCGGUAUUGAAAAAGGCGUAAAGUCAAACACUCCUACACAUUUUAACGUUGACUGUCGGGAGGCUGGACCCGGUAAAUUGGACGUUAAACUACAAAGUCCAGAAAGCCGAGAACUUCCGAUUACUCUGACGGAUAACGAGGACGGCACAUACACCGUGGACUAUAUGCCACCUCAACCAGGAACGUACACGGUGAAUUUGAAUUACGGCGGUCUGAAGGUACCACAGUGCCCGAUUAAGGUCAACGUUCAGCCUCAUGUGGACGUAUCUAAAGUUAAAGUGGAUGGUCUGGAGCCAACGGCUCCGGUGAACAGCCUGCAGCAGUUCCGCGUGAUAACGCAGGAGGCGGGCAGGGCGGCAGAUUUCCAAGUGGCGAUCACGGCACCAUCCGGCAAUCGGGUCAAGGCGCACGUGGUGCCGACCCACGAGGGCUACCUGGUCAACUUCACGCCCACCGAGCUGGGCGAGUACCUGCUGGGCAUCAGCUUUGGCGGCGAGCCGAUCUCCAAUCAGCCCUACCGACUCACCUGCGUCCACGGCUCCGACCCGGGCAAGGUGCGAGCUUCGGGACCUGGUCUCUCUCACGGCGUGGUGAACAAGCCGGCCGAGUUCGUGAUCGACACGCGUGGUGCUGGUCAGGGUGGCCUUGGCGUGACCGUCGAGGGACCCUGCGAAGCUGCGAUAAACUGCAGGGACAACGGCGAUGGUACGUGCUCCGUCGCGUACCUGCCUACUGAAGCGGGUGACUACGGCAUCAACAUCACGUUCAACGAACAGCACGUACCAGGCUCACCCUUUCAAGCCAUCGUCGUGCCGGACGCCGAUCUGUCCAAAAUCAAAGUCAGCGGGAACGGCAUCCAGCCACACGGUCUGUACGUGAACAAACAAGCGACAUUCACGAUAGAUGCGAGGGACAUCUCGAAAUCGAAGACCGACGACGGUAAAGUGUCUUGCACCAUAAACAAUCCCAGCGGAGGGAAAACCGAGAAGCUCAUCACGCCCCAGGGCGACGGUACUUAUCGCGUCAGCUAUACUCCUUUCGAAGAGGGUUGCCACACUAUUGACAUUCUCUACGACAACGUACCCAUCCCGGGUUCGCCGUUCUCCGUGAACGUGCAACGCGGUUCCAAUCCCAGCAAAUGUCGUGCCUAUGGUCCAGGAUUGGAAAGAGGCAUUGUAAACAAGACAAAUCGCUUCACGGUGGAAACCAAAGAGGCUGGCAAUGGCGGCUUGGGUUUAUCGAUCACGGGUGACGGGGAGGUGAACGCAGAGGCCAAGGAUAACUACGACGGUUCCUGCACCGUCGAGUACGUUCCCUCGGAACCUGGUGACUACGAGAUCGGCAUCAAGUUCGCCGAACAGGACAUACCCGGGUCGCCAUUCAAGAUCGAAGUGGUGUCGGACUCGGAGGCGCAGAACGUGAUCGCUUAUGGACCCGGCUUGCAACCGGAAAUGGUGCGGGAGGGUGUACCCGCCAAGUUCACGGUGGACACAUCGAAGUGCGCGAAAGCGGCACAGCUGGACGUUAGGUUGUCGACUGACAAGGGACAAGCACAGAAGCCGCAGAUCAAGAGCAAGGGCGAUGGUCUGUACGAGGUGACGUAUCAGCCAUCGAUCGCCGGAAGUAACGUGCACGUCGGCGUGACCUACGAUGGCGAGGACAUCAACGGAAGUCCGUUCAAAAUGAAAGUUCUGCCCACGGUGGAGCCCAACAAGGUGACUCUGUCGGGUCCCGGAGUGUCGCCUGUCUGCACCGCUUCCUUCUCUACUGACUUCGUCGUGGACACCUCCAACGCCGGAUACGGCGAUCUUGAAGUUCAAGUUGUGGGACCGGAUCAAGUGCCUCGCAGAGUGGAGGUGCAGGAUCUCGGCGAUGGCAAAUACAAGGCGACCUAUUUGCCGGAUGAUUGCGGCCGCUACAAGGUCAACGUAAAAUAUGGUGGCAAGGAAGUGCCAGGCAGCCCGGUGAGCGUGCAGAGCGUCUCCACCGGCAAGGCAGAUCAAUGUAAGAUCAAAGAGGGCAUUCAGCACACCUUGGCUCAAGGCGAAGAGUAUUGCAUCACAGUGGAUACCGAGAAUGCAGGCCGCGGUGCAGUGACCUGUCGCAUCCGCUCCACUUCCGGAAGCGAAGUCGUUGACAUUGACAUAGAAGACAACGGUGAUGGCACAGUCAACAUUUACUACACUGUCGCCGAUGCAGGAGACUACACCCUUAGCAUCAAGUUUGGCGGUCAACCGGUGCCUGAUGGAUUCUACACUUUCACGGCAUCCGAGGAGUACCGGGAGCAUAGCACGCACAAAACUCAACGUGCUCGUAAGACACAGCAGAGGCAAAACCAGCACGUCGUCGAGCAACGCAGCACAACUGUACAAGAGAGUUCCACCGUCACUACAAAGCGUAGCAGUCAGCAAGAGUUAUCGAAGAAGAACUUCAACGUUAUCCGAUUGAACUCUAUCCCAUUACCUUUCGCUGGCGGCGGCACAGUUACCUCCGAAGUGAAGAUGCCUAGUGGAAACGUAGAUAAGCCAGUUAUCGAGGAUAAUCACGAUGGUACGGUAUCCAUCAAGUACGAGCCAAGGGAGGAGGGUCUUCAUGAGAUUUAUGUGAAAUUCAACGGCGAACACGUCCAGGGCUCUCCUUUUAAAUUCCACGUCGACUCCUUGGCGAGUGGAUAUGUGACAGCAUAUGGACCAGGUUUGGUUUAUGGCGUCUGCGGCGAACCUGGAAACUUCACCAUCUCGACGAAAGGUGCUGGGGCGGGCGGUCUCUCACUAGCUGUCGAAGGACCUAGCAAAGCCGAAAUAUCUUGCCACGACAAUAAGGAUGGCACUGUGUCAGUGUCUUAUCUGCCCACCGCUCCCGGAGAAUAUAAGAUCACUGUUAAAUUUGGUGACAAGCACAUCAAGGGUAGUCCUUUCGUCGCCAAAAUUACAGGCGAGGGCCGCAAGAGGAACCAGAUCUCCGUGGGUUCCUCCAGCGAGGUGCAGCUGCCCGGUAAGGUCUCUGAUGCCGACAUCAAGUCCCUGAACGCGUCAAUCACGGCGCCCAGCGGCCUGGAAGAGCCGUGCUUCCUGAAGAAAAUGCCGAGUGGUAAUAUGUGCGUGUCGUUCACACCGCGCGAAGCUGGUGAACACACAGUGGGCGUGAAGAGGAUGGGCAAGCACAUACCAAAUUCUCCGUUCAAGAUUGACGUGAAAGAUCGCGAGGUCGGCGAUGCGAAGAAGGUCAAGGUCGCCGGGCCCGGUCUGAAGGAGGGCAAGACCCACGUGGAGAACACUUUCUCGAUCGACACGAAGAACGCCGGCUUCGGCGGUCUCUCUCUGUCCAUGGAGGGUCCCAGCAAGGCCGAGAUUCAGUGUAAGGACAACGAGGACGGCACUCUGAACAUCUCAUACAAACCCACCGAACCCGGCUACUACAUCAUGAACCUGAAGUUUGCGGACCACCACGUGGAGGGCUCGCCGUUCACCGUUAAGGUCAGCGGUGAGGGCAGCAACCGACAGAGAGAGAAGAUCCAGAGACAGCGCGAGGCUGUACCUAUCACCGAGGUCGGUAGUCAGUGCAAACUGACGUUCAAGAUGCCCGGCAUUACGUCCUUCGACCUCGCCGCUACCGUUACGUCACCCGGCGGUGUCACCGAGGACGCCGAGAUCAAAGAGGCCGAGGAUGGCAUCUAUGCGGUGGCGUUUGUGCCCAAAGAGCUCGGCGUGCAUACGGUGUCGGUGCGUUACAAGGCUAUGCACAUCCCUGGUUCGCCGUUCCAGUUCACGGUGGGUCCGUUGAGAGAUGGCGGAGCCCACAGGGUUCACGCGGGUGGACCCGGCCUGGAGAGAGGAGAGCAGGGCGAGCCCUGUGAGUUUAACAUCUGGACCAGAGAGGCGGGUGCGGGCACCCUCGCCGUCUCCGUCGAGGGACCCAGUAAGGCCCGGAUAGACUUCAAGGAUCGCAAAGAUGGCAGUUGUUACGUUAGCUACGUCGUUUCUGAACCUGGCGAAUACAGGGUGGGAAUCAAGUUCAACGAUCAGCACAUUCCCGAUUCGCCGCACAAGGUUUAUGUCUCGCCGGCGAUGGGCGACGCGCACAAGCUUGAAGUCGCCCAAUUUCCUGAGGGUGGAGUGCAGCCCGACAAACCGUACACCUUCCUGGUGCGCAAGAACGGCGCCAAGGGCGAGCUAGACGCAAAGAUUGUGUCGCCAAGCGGCAUCGAGGACGACUGCUUCAUCCAGAGCAUCGACGGAGAUACGUACUCCGUGAGAUUCAUGCCGAGAGAGAAUGGCAUCCAUCAGAUUCACAUCAAGUUCAACGGGGUGCACAUAUCGGGUAGUCCAUACCGCAUCAAGGUCGGUAAGGUAGACGCUGAUCCAGCAGCACUGCACGCCUACGGCAAUGGUCUGAAGGAGAUCAAGACUGGUCAGAAGACCGAUUUUAUUAUCGAUACCUGCAACGCGGGUAGUGGCGCACUGGGUGUUACCGUGGACGGACCCAGCAAGGUCGCCAUGGACUGUACUGAGGUCGAGGAGGGCUACAAGGUCAGGUACACGCCGUUGGUACCGGGUGAUUACUACAUCAGUAUCAAGUACAAUGGCUACCACAUCGUGGGCUCGCCGUACAAGGUUCAUUGCACAGGUGCGGAUCUGGCGGAGAGAGGCGCACAAGAGACGAGCUCGAUUGUUGUGGAAACCGUGCAGAAAAUAUCGAAAGCCAAGCAGACUGGACCGGUAUUGCCAUUAUUCAAAUCCAACGCGAACAAAGUGACGAGCAAAGGCAUGGGUCUUAAGAAAGCGUACUUAGGAAAGCAAAAUCAGUUCACCGUGAACGCGGCAGAUGCUGGUAACAAUAUCCUUUAUGUGGGCGUGUACGGACCCAAAGGACCGUGCGAGGAAGUCUACGUGAAGCACACGGGCCGCAACAACUACAAUGUGAGCUACCUGGCGCGUGAGCGAGGCGAGUACAUCGUGAUCGUCAAAUGGGGCGACGAUCAUAUCCCUGGCUCGCCGUACAAGGUUGAAGUUUAAGCCGAAUCGACAUCCGAAUCAUCGUGGGGACGUCCGCAGCCGCAGCCAUGCAGAAUAGAGUCGUGCCUCGUUCCGAUGUAAACUAGACAGUCCUGUAAUUCGCCGAUAGAAACGAAUCAAGUGCCAAUCUAGAUUUUCGUCUAGUGUUCAGUGUUUCAUAUAGUUCAGUGUCAACUAUCGGCGAAAACGAGAGCUAAUCGGAAGGCGACUUGGUUUACAUCGGAACGACGCACCGCUGCGACUUCUAGAAUAGCACAGUUGUAUCCAGGAGGCAACUACAUCGACGCUGAUGAUAAAAUCGCGAUGCAACCUCUUGCCGACAUAGUUAAUUCGCUCAUCCUUCCGACGUCCUGGGGGACGAACCUGACAUCUUAGAAUUGACGAUUUUUGUUGAGCAUGAAGCAGUAGAGCCACGAGUAGGAGUGACGAGAUUUAAAACGACGAUGAAGAGAGACACACGUAGGUCAAUUACUCGUUUGUUCAAAAAAACACCGAUUGUGCCUUUGAUUCGACGCAAGUACAUUUACAAGCACACGUUUACUCGACGCACGUACACAUGCAGAGAUACAUACAAAGAUACAUACGCGAAGACGCAGUUAUGCCACCCAAGUCAGAUCCUGAUUGCAUUGCAUUAUGUUAUAUUAUCGGUUACUAAGUAUAGGUUAAAUAUACUGAAAUUCAUUAUAAUAAUAAUAAUAUAGAAGUUAAAUAAAUAAUAUAUUUAUUAUAUGGAUCCUUCGUUUACCAUCCUUACGCACGGGGGUGCGUUUCUCGUUUGGUCGAUAAGCGAGAACUGCAUGUAAGCAUAAAGCAAUAUAAAGUGAGCUUUAAUAAUUGAA